Messenger RNA from Microstroma glucosiphilum, 973 nucleotides. RefSeq lists its product as hypothetical. The transcript has 2 exons. NCBI's taxonomy places the organism in Eukaryota, Fungi, Basidiomycota, Exobasidiomycetes, Microstromatales, Microstromataceae. Bases 211 to 768 code for a protein of 185 amino acids. The record is from RefSeq and is a predicted model, not a curated record.
GACCAGUCUUCUCGCACCCUGUGCAGAGGCAAAGGAAGCGAGCCAGGAUGAACCCUCGUACGACCCGAACAAUGAAGGAAUGAUCGAGAAAGGUACCAGAGUCAGUAAGAGACCUCAGCGCUAUUUCGUACUCCUGUAUGAGUAUACAAUCGGGGUACUGAAUCUCUCACGCUUGCUUCAAAUCCUUUUCAGUACAUUCAAAGACGCUUUAUGUCGCGGACAGACGAAGAAAUUACCGAGGGUCGCUUUUCUGCCGCCGCUGCUCUACACCCCAUUUUUCAUCACUCCAUUACUAUGCUCAAAGACAUAGACAGUCCUGAGACACUUGAAGCCAUCCUGCAAAUGCCACCCCCACCUCCCAGAAGGGAAGGUGCUGAUCGGGGUUUCCCCUGGUCGGUCAGCAGAGGCAAGGAGGGCGAGGAGCGCAAGGUGUGGGUCGUACUAGCAACCGCUCCCGAAGCAGACGCAUCGUCACGCAUAAUGGAUACCCUCUACAACAAGACCGUCGGCUUCAUCAAAGACGGACCGGACAGCGAUGGAACUUUGCUUUCGAGCUUCCUCUCGACCGUCCAAGACACCUUUGCAGGCACAAGCCAGUACGCCACGGCCAGAGAAGACGAUGAAGGACGGGAUGAGGCUUCGAGCUCAGAGAAGCGUAGGCAAGAGAGAGCACAGGCCUCGCAACUCCACGCCAAAGACUACAACUUUGCCGUAGCGGACUUCACUCACGAGGCCGACUUGAUGUGGCACUGGUGGAUCUGGAAGUGAGUUAAGGCCACAGAUAUCAGUUGUGCGAGCUGCUGUCCCGAACUCACGCCUGACGACGCCUCUGCACCGACGAUCUUUCAUCAUCCACAGAGUGCCUGUCAUCCUCUUCAUCACGCCCUCAACUUCUCCCGAUCGGAGCUACGACAUUCGCACCUGGAAGGUAGCGUUCACCAGUGGUCUCGACUCGGAGAAGAUGCUUCACUAC